Messenger RNA from Dreissena polymorpha, 4571 nucleotides. RefSeq lists its product as uncharacterized. The transcript is spliced from 7 exons. Lineage: Eukaryota; Metazoa; Mollusca; Bivalvia; Myida; Dreissenidae. The record is from RefSeq and is a predicted model, not a curated record. The coding region runs from base 94 to 1794 and encodes 566 amino acids. Gene Ontology annotation, molecular function: oxidoreductase activity; FAD binding.
GUCAAAGUGUAAACACGACUAGGUUUUUAAGCUCAUGUUUGGUUAAGUUUCUACCUAUGGGUUGAGGAUAGAAAUAAAAAAACAACAUCGGAAAUGAGAUUCCCCGCAUUUUCCCUUCUUCCUGUACUUGUCUCCAUCGCGUCAGCUCUCACCGGGUAUGACGUGAACGACAUCAUCAGGGAACGCUGCUGUCCCGGUGACGACUGCUACCCCUCCCAGGAGCAGCUAGCGGCGCUUAACACGCAGAUGGAAGGGCGGCUGCUACUUCCGGCCAUGGACGAGUAUCGGAACCAGUCACAUAUGUAUAACACGCUCGAACAAAGGUUUCCGAACCUAAUAGCAAUGGUCAAAAGCGCCAAGGACAUCCAAGCGGUGGUCAAGUUUGCCCAUGCGCACAACCUACAUGUGACCGUGCGCAGUUCCGGUCACGACUACAUGGGCAGAUCCACGUGGGAGGGGAGUUUUCUGAUUAAUCUCUCCGAAAUGAAUGAAAUGGAGAUCGACCUCAACUCAAGUCGGUCUCAGUACGGGACGGUUAAAGUACAAACCGGUCUACAGUGGCAGGAAAUAUACCAAAAGCUGAACGCGGUGAGUCGCGUGGUGGUGGGCGGAAGUGCCCACACGGUGACCCCUGGCGGUUACACCCUUGGAGGCGGUCACAGCCCCGUGUCUCGCUCUUUGGGGUACGCGGUAGACAAUCUUCUCGAGGUUCAGAUCGUUUUCGCCGACGGCUCGAUCGCCACGUGCACGGAGUCCCGAACAGUCAUUAAGACUUACGACGGAAACUUCCAGUACGUCGAGAACGGGGACCUGUUCUGGGCGCUACGGGGCGGUGGCCAUUCAUUCGGGGUGGUUGUCUACUUCCUGUUCCGUCUUCAUCCGAUGCCAAAAGGGAUGGUAACCUUCGCGUCCACCAUAGCUAUUGACAUUCCUGCUUUUGGCAUCAAUUAUUUCAACGCGACCAUGCUACUGCUUAGGGAUCUUAUUGUAACAAUGCCUACUCAAUGGGGUGGCUACUGGAUGAUCAACAACGGCCCGGGAACCUUUCCAGUUGGCGAAAGCGUCAUUCAAUAUAGAGGGCUUCUUAGUCUGUACUUCAACAAGUUUGGCGCUUGGGAUGGCACGGAAAAGGCAGUUUUCAAGUCAUUCACCGACUGGGCUACGGCUGCGAACGUUCCGUUUACGUUUGCAAAUAAAUCCGACUUUUGGGACUUCGAGAAAGACGCUGCUGAUCCUCCGAUAACGCGCGCGUACCUGGCGAACAGUCUUCUGCAACCGGAACUAUUGACGGAGGAGUUUGUGAGUUUUAUGCACAGUGGCUUGUUUUUGACAUCUGAGUACCUGGCGUGCACGGGAGCUACUCUUGGAGGAAAAACGACCAAUGAGCCCUCAGGCGGCACCCCGCUACAUCCGGGCUACCGCUCCACGAUAACGAGUCUAUCUUGCGGCAUUGUCUUGAAUGACGCGGACAAAGAUCUCCUGGAUCAGCCUAACAAGGACCAGGAGCGAAUUGAGGGAUUCUGGCCAUUCGCAGAGGGUCUCCGAAAGUACGGUCGCGGGAUGUACGUGAACGAGGCGUGGAAAGACAACCCCUACUGGAGGGAGGACUUCUGGGGAUCCAAUUAUGACCGUCUGCUCAGCGUCAAGCUCCGCUUCGACCCGAAGAACUUCUUUACGUGCCAUCACUGCGUCGGCUCCGAGCAUCUGCCGGGUCCUAAAGACGGAACAUCGGUGGCAGCGCGAAUGGCCGCUCCCUGGCUUCUUGUCGUGCUUGUCAUGGGACUAAUAAGGUGAUGGAUGUGCUAUGUUAUGAUGUUAUAUGUUCACAGUAAAAUAUACCACAUGCCUGUAAAGAAAAUGGUAUCAUUGGUAAGAAAUGACAGCGAGAAGCAUUUUCAUUUGUACAAUAGAAGGGUUUGCGUGGGGAUCAUAAAAGAAUAAAAUUCCUUUGAAAAUAUUGAGAAAAAUCACAAAAUUCACACAACAUGUUUAGAAUUGCAGGGAAUAAGCGGGAACUUCAUCAUAAGGGGUAAAUCGGGAAAAACGAAAACUUUGGGAAAAUAUAUAAAGCUCAGGGUUUCUUAAUAGAGGGGGGGACUGUAACAAUUUUUUGUUGUUGGGAAUAUAGGAAUAAUGUGUAUACCGCAACGUUGUUUAUUUAACCCUUUCCCACUCAGAGGCAAAGUGAAACUGGCUAUGUGCAAACAGCAUAAAACCAGAUCAGCCUGCGAGUAGCUAGCAAUCUGUUCAGGCUUAAUGUUGUUUGACGCUCAUCAGUAUCUAAGGGUUGGAAAUGAAGCUUUGAAAACUUGAGUCUAGUAAGAAAGGUCUUAAAUUAAAUUUAACUUUCAACUGGAAUACAAAUGGGUCAAAAUACGUAUCUAAGUGGUAAAGGGAUAAGGUUUUAUGAAGAAAUUGAAGUAUUUUCUUUCAUUUAAAAGGAUAAUAUGUAUUUGUAAAAUACAUUAUUUCAUAAGCAUGCUACUGGUCUAUAUCAACACAAAAUGCGUUAUUUUUGCUAUAAAGGUAGGGCUUCGCUCUAUAAUGGUUGCCUCCAACUGCUGUGAGGGGAUAAAUUAACGUUUAUUAAUUUUAAUAGUUCAUCAUAGUAAAGUAAGGAUCUUUUUCUAAAAUUCGAGUAAAAUUCAUAUUUGGUAUGCAUGUGUAUAUGGAAAAGGCCUUUCCAUGCGCUCACAAAUUUUAACCCCUGUGACCUUGACCUUGAACUUAGGGUCCUCGUUUAAGUUUCGAAAUCUGCGUUUAGGUUUCGAAAAAAGCUCAUAACUUCUAUGUCUCUUGAGAUAUAACCUUCAUAUUUGGUAUGCAUGUCUAUAUGGACAAGGCCUUUCCGUACGCACGAAAACGUUAUCCCUGUGACCUUGACCUUGAACUUAGGGUCUGUGUUUAGGUUUCAAAAUCUGCGUUUAGGUUUUGAAAAAUGCUCAUAACGUCUAUGUCCCUUGAGAUAUUACCUUCAUAUUUGGUAUGCAUGUGUAUAUGGACAAGGCCUUUCCAUACGCACACAAAUUUUGACCCCUGUGACCUUGAACUUAGGGUCCGCGUUUAGGUUUCGAAAUCUGCGUUUAGGUUUUGAAAAAAGCUCAUAACAUCUAUCAAGCGUUUAUAGGGGGCAUAAGUCAUCCUAUGGUGACAGCUCUUGUUCAUCAAGGAAUACCACAAAUACAUUUUGAUUGAUAUGCAUGAAUUUGUAGCACAUAAAAUCAACUAUUCGUACCAUGUGUUGUUUUUAUCACUCUGCAAUCCAUAAGAAAACGUAGUAAGCAUGUUACAGUAUGAGUAUUUAAAUCAUAAUGGAAUAUAAUGUACAUUGUUUGCAGUUUUGUGUAUUCUGUACACUAAAUCAGAUACAUUAAAUCUAUGUUAUGAUUAAUGAUAAUAGUGAUAUUCACUAUAAAAUAUUCUUUAAAUCAUAAUAAAUACACUGUAUUGCAAGGUUGCAAGGUAUGUGUUCUAAAAAUAUCACUUAAACUGUUGUAGUUCAUAUUGACAUCAAGAUAUGUAAUGUGCAUGUAAAUGUAUGUGUUUUUGUUAUGUGUAUAUUAUUUUUUAACGUUUAACAAACAUUUUGUUGUGUUAAGUUAAGAUAUGGUGACGUGUUGCAUUAAAUAUGUAGUGUUUAUUUCUUUAAUUUUGUCUUAGUCAAAAAGGAGGUUUUUGAACCCCUAUGAUGCAAUGAGUGAAUUAUUUUUUCUAUUUGCACUUAUGCUAAGUUUGUUUAUUUAUUGACUAUAAAUACAUUGUUGAUAACACAUCAUGUAUAUGCAAUUGACAAUUUACUGUUUCCAUAGCAAGUGUCAACUUAAUUAAUGUUUUCUCUUUAAUUUGAUCAAUAGUUGAACAAAAAACAAAAAAUAUAUAUAUGUCAGUAAAGAUGCACAACACAAAUUGUAUUUUUAGCAGUUAUUCUUUUUGUGUCAUGCUGGAAGCUAUACAAAUUGUUCAAUUUCUGAACACAGCAUAUUGCCAGAAAAUUUCAAUACCUUUUGAAUAAUAUGAAUAUAUUUACCAUGUUCCAUAUCUGUCAAGAGCAUAUUUAGUUGAUUUUGCUGUUAUUUUUGUCUCAAAUUCUUCAAAAUUGUAAUAAAUAUGAACAAAAUACUUUUGUUUCCAUGGCAACCAUGAGAUUUUAAUGAUUUAUAAUACUGCGAUUAAUUCUGUACUUUGUAAUGAAUAAUGUUCAUCCACAUACGCGAACAAUGGAGUUAGUAUCAACACAAACUGAUCAGCAUAACUUGUAAUGAUACUCCUUGAUUUGAAACGUCAUUUCAUACAAAACGGCGCUAUUCACGUUUGUGGCAUGAUACACACAAAUGGCAUAACUUCGUCAUUUUUAGGAAUUCGAUGCUCAAAUUUCAGAUUUUGAUUAUUAAGAUGUAACACUUUCAUAAUAUGUGCUUAACUGAAAGAGUCAUUUUUUUACCAGAAUAGUCAAAAUCGCGUUCCCAGCCACAUUUAUGUUAUAUUAUUAUUAUUAUCAUCAUCGGUAUUAGAACAUGCCAAUGAAACUGUUGAAAGUAUUAUUAUGCUUUCAAUAAACAUAUAUACAUUAA